AUGGGAAGGAUAGAGUUUGAAUCCCAUUUCAGCCAUCCACACCCGUUGACUCUCAUCUCUCAUGCCGACGGCGGCGCCACCAAUCCAUCUUGCUGUUCAGGGUGCAAGCUGAAGCCCUCCGGCAUGAUCUACUCCUGCACAAUCUGCUCUUUCUUCCUCCACCAAAAAUGCUUCCAAAUGCCCUACGCCAUCACUCAUCCUUUCCACAAGGACCACCCUCUCACACUCCUCGCUGAAUCGGCCUACGCCGGCGGAGAGUUCAGCUGCGACGCCUGCGCCCAGCGCGGCUCCGGCUUCUCCUACCACUGCAAGCCCUGCGGCCUCGACCUGCACAUACUCUGCGCCGCCGCGCCCUUGUCUCUGGCGACGCCGCGCCACGCCCACAAGCUCGGGCUCGCGUUCGCGGCUCCUUACGAUACCAAGAGUUUCAUGUGCGACGUCUGCCGCUUCCAUGGCGGGGAUCACUGGCUCUACAGGUGCAUCGCGUGUGGAUUUGAUGCGCAUUUGAAAUGCGCCACCGGAGCUGCUCCUGUGCCGCCUCACCCUCACGGUGGUGCAGCUUUGGGUGUUCCUGCGGGCAGCGUGGCUAUCGGGGUGAAUGAGCAGAUCAUGCAGAUGAUUCAGAUGAAUAAUGCGUUGGCUCAGGCGGGCCGAGGUGGUGGUGAAAGGCAGUUGCAACAGAUGAUGCAGUUGAUGUCUGCGUUCAAUCGCAGUGGCCUUGCUAAUGGAGGAGGAGGAGGAGGACUGGAAUCUUUGCUUGGUGGCGGAGGAGGGCUGGAAACUUUGCUUGGUGGCGGAGGACUGGAAUCUUUACUUGGUGGUGGCGGUGGCCUAGACUUUAUUGGAGGCCUUUUCUGA
Messenger RNA from Salvia splendens (bonfire salvia), 858 nucleotides. RefSeq lists its product as uncharacterized. The coding region runs from base 1 to 858 and encodes 285 amino acids. The record is from RefSeq and is a predicted model, not a curated record. Lineage: Eukaryota; Viridiplantae; Streptophyta; Magnoliopsida; Lamiales; Lamiaceae. The transcript has a single exon.